CGUCCGCUCCACCGUUCCAGCCUUCGUGGCGGUCCGGGAUAGCUUCCGGUUCCUGCGCCGUCCUGAUUCCCCAUCUCUGCGCACGAGCGCCGCGGUGAGCGAGCUGCUGCUCCCGGCUGGCGGGAGGGCCUGGGUGGCGGCCUGGACUGCGAUCUUAAAAAGAUGGCUGGAGCUGGGGGGGAAGGCCACCCGGAGCGCAGUGUGGCCGCCUGGGGCCCAGAGCCGGCGGGGACCUAGGAGCGCUGCAGACCUAGAUUUACAGUCAGAGAGCUGGAGGGCAGAAGGACAGAAUCACCUCUAACCUUUAACCUUUAUGAUUGAUUAAGUCCCGGCAAAAGCCAAUUCUAUGUAUAUGAUUUUAUUCCACUAGGCAUGAGGUAUUGUGAAAAAUUUCAAAAGCAGAAAGUCGUGGUAAGUGUCUACUCCUCGACUGGUUCACCUAUUUUUGUGAUACUGGUAUUGAACCUCUCGCAUGGUAGGCAGCACUUACUCUUCCCCAAUGGCAUCUACUCUUCUGAAGUUUUUAUUUCAGUUAGUUGUGUUUUACUUUGGGAAUAAAUGGAGAUAAGUUUCUUACCUUACUCCCAGAAGUCCUGAAACAGCUUGGCACCCUUUCCACUUUUGUCUAUUUUUGUUAAAGUACUUAUAUUUCUACCGAGAACAGGAAAUUUAACUGGAGGGCAGGCUUUCAACUAUCACACUUAAAUUCUUAAAAUAUGCAGUAUUUACUUAUGACAGUUUAUGUUAAUAAUGAUGGCUUAUUCCUUAGGUUCACUCCAUAAAGGAGUUAUUACUUGAGACACUUGUAAAUCUUUUGUAUAAGCUAUGAUGGCAUCUACUGGUGAUAAGGAGAUCUGUAAGAACCAGGAUGGAGUUUUGAAAAUAAAUAUGGAGGAAGAGUGUAAGUAUAGCACCAGACAAGAUUGGAGCUUACAAAAGAACACUUACAACAGAGAAGUCUUCCGGAAGUGCUUCCGACAGUUUUGCUACCAGGAAACAUCUGGACCCCGGGAGGCUUUGAGCCGACUCCGAGAACUUUGCUGUCAGUGGCUGAGACCCGAGACCCACACCAAAGAACAGAUCCUGGAGUUGCUUGUGCUGGAGCAGUUCUUGACCAUCCUGCCUAGGGAGCUACAGGCUUGGGUGCAGGAGCAGAACCUGGAGAAUGGGGAGGAAGUAGUGACUGUGCUGGAGGAUUUAGAGAGAGAGCUUGAUGAACUAGGAUACCGGGCUCCAAUACAAACUGAAGAACAGAAAAUAUUUUUGCAGGAGCUGAAGCCUUUAGGGGCAGAGCUAGAACCCAGUGCGUCCCUUGGGCUUGUGAAAGCCAAGCCGAGGUGUGAAGCUGCAGAAUGUGAAGCCCGAGAGGAGCAAGUUUCAGGUGUGGAGACUGGAAAUGAGUCCAGGAAUGUAACUCUAAAGCAAGACCUUUGGGAAGGAACGGAAGUGGAACAGAAUACUUCAAGCAGAUUAGCAAAAGAGGCACUGCAGUGUGAGAAAACCCAUGACCUUGGAGAAGAGCCUUCUCGAGCUCCUAGUAAUAAAAAUGGGGUACAUUUGCCUGGGAACUCAGACCAUGCUGAACACCAGAACAUCUGUCCAGGGCGGAAACUGCAUAGAUGUGAUGACUGUGGAAAAUCUUUCAGUCAGCACUCACGCCUCACAGAACAUAAAAGGGUCCACACUGGAGACCGGCCCUACAAAUGUCAAGAAUGUGGGAAAACUUUCCGAUGGAGGACUGUGCUUGCUCGGCACAAGGUGGUCCACACUGGAGAGAAACCAUACAAGUGUAAUGAAUGUGGCAGGGCCUUUGGCCAGUGGUCAGCUCUUAACCAACAUCAGAGACUUCACUCAGGAGAAAAGCACUACCACUGUAAUGAAUGUGGCAAGGCCUUUUGCCAGAAAGCAGGCCUCUUUCACCAUCUCAAGAGCCACAAAAGAAAUAGACCCUAUUAGUGUCUUCAGUGUAAAAAAGUUUUAUUGCCAUUUCACACUGGUGCAAAACCCUGUGAGUGCAAUGAGUGUGGGAAAGCUUUUGUUUUUAACUCAUCUCUUGUUGCCCAUCAGGAAACACACCACAAGGAGAAACCCUUCACUCAAAGUGGUCUUACUCAGCAUCAGAGAAACCUCACCAGGGAGAGGAAGCCUUACGUGUGUGAUAUCUGAGGGAAAGCUUUUGUUCACAACUGAAGUCUUACAGAACAUGAGCAAAUUCAUACUGGAGAGAGAGUCUAUAAAUGUGCUGAGUGUGGGAAGGCCUUUACUCAAAGGUCAGUCCUCACGAAACAUCAGGGAACGCACGCUGGGCUGAAACCCCACAAAUGUGAUGAGUGUAAGAAUGCCUUCCCAGGAAGCACUGGCUUCAUUCAGCAUCAGGGGUCCACACUGGGGAGAACCCUACAAAUGUGAGACCGUGGCAAGACCUUCAGACGGAGGAUUCGUAACAGAAGUGGCCCCUGUAAGUGUAAGGAGUGUGGGAAAUUGUUGGGGCAGACUCAACUCCUGUUCACCAUCAGACUACUCACAAAGGAGCAAAAACUGUUUCUGUGUGCUGACUACAGGGAGGCCAUCUCACGGAGUGCAGGACGAUGAGAGAUGUUUGUAAUGCUUUGUGGUAACACUUCAGCUGUCGGUACUAUUAGAAGACCAUAAAUGUCUGAUGAGCACCCACUGUGUACUGUUCAUUGUAUCGGGGCAAUGAAGGAAAGAGUCUAUUACCAGCCUGGGAUGUGAACAUCUGCCAUAGUUAAUUGAAAAGACUAGUUAAAAAGAAGGACAGUGGAAUUGAUGCUCAGGGUGUUUAGAGUUAAAAUAGGAGAGAGUAAGUAUUAUAAAUUCUGAAGAACAGAUUAUUUGUACACCUGGUCAGGGAAGAGUUCCUGAAAGAUUAUUGAAAAUAAGAGUAUGAUGGAUAGAUUUGGAAGGCAGAAGGGAGAAACACAUGUAGGUAAAACAGGUGAGCAGAAGCAAGAACGUGGGAAGUUUGGAAACGUCAGUGAGGUAACUAGCCAUCCUGCUAGAGAGUUAAGUGCUCGACUGGUGGGUAUUAGUUGGAAGUAGCUUGGGGCUCGAGCAGGAGAGCUGUAAUGCCAGCCAUGCUCACCAGCACUGGUAGUGCUUCGCCACCUCUCAUCUGUCUCUAAAACACCUCUAAGUAUA
This is a messenger RNA of Onychomys torridus (southern grasshopper mouse), 3159 nucleotides long. It is a transcript of the gene Zscan12, whose product is annotated as zinc finger and SCAN domain containing 12. Lineage: Eukaryota; Metazoa; Chordata; Mammalia; Rodentia; Cricetidae. The record is from RefSeq and is a predicted model, not a curated record. Gene Ontology annotation, molecular function: RNA polymerase II cis-regulatory region sequence-specific DNA binding; DNA-binding transcription factor activity, RNA polymerase II-specific. Gene Ontology annotation, biological process: regulation of transcription by RNA polymerase II.